This is a messenger RNA of Habropoda laboriosa, 3222 nucleotides long. RefSeq lists its product as uncharacterized. NCBI's taxonomy places the organism in Eukaryota, Metazoa, Arthropoda, Insecta, Hymenoptera, Apidae. The record is from RefSeq and is a predicted model, not a curated record. The coding region runs from base 1 to 3222 and encodes 1073 amino acids. The transcript has a single exon.
AUGGCACGAGAUGACGAACCGAUUAGAUUGAUUUCACGCGAUACUCCUGCAACACCUAUAGAUAAAGAUAGAUUUCCGAAUAGAGAUAGAUUUCCGAAUAGAGAUCGAUUUCUGAAUAGAGAUAGAUUUCCAAAUAGAACCCACAGCCUAGUCAGUACAAAUUCAUUAAGGUGCCCAUUGUGCACCCAAGCACACUAUAUGAACCAGUGCCGGCAACUUUUAAAUCAAACGCCACAAGAGAGAUUAAGAAAAAUUAAAUCCCUGAAGCAUUGCAUCAAUAGCGUUUCGCAUUGUCGCGCGACUACUUGUAGAAAAUGUGGUUCUAAACACCAUACGCUUCUACAUUUCGAAACCCCUGUCAGAACUAGUACUAUGCCAGAUGAAUCCUCUAUACCGGCUACCGUAGUCUUAACAGCAUCCGAAGGCUUGACAACGGAAGUUUUAUUAGCUACCGCGUGCGUUACCUUAAUAGGACGAAAUAAUGAGGGACAUAAUUGCCGAAUUCUUUUAGAUCCGGGUUCUCAACGAAAUUUUAUGACUGAAGACUUAGCAAACCGCCUUCAAUUACCUAAACGUAAUCUAAAUUUAAUAACCUCAGGUAUAGGACGAACGGAACGCCGAGUAAAAUAUGCUGUCGAAGCUCAAUUUAAAUCGAAUAACUCUAAUUUUGCGUGCAAGGCAACAUUUUUAACGUUACCGAUAAUCACAAACGCGUUGCCAUCUCGCAUGAUAAAUCGUGAAUCGCUGAGGAUACCGAAUAAUGUUACACUAGCUGACCCGUGGUUCCAUAAACCCGCGACUAUUGAUAUGUUAUUAGGCGAAUAUCUUUAUUAUAAACUCUUAAAGGCACAAAGAAUUCGCUUACAUAAUGAAACCGUAGUAUUACAAAAUACCGCGUUAGGCUGGAUCGUGUCGGGUGAAGUGCAAAGCGAUACCGAACCCCAGCAAACAAUAACGAAAUGCCUUCUUAGCACAGAUCAAUUAGAUCUUCAAUUAACCAAAUUUUGGCAAUUAGAGGAAUAUCCACACGAAACAAAAAUGCACCCGGAAGAGAAAUUAUGCGAAGAGUUCUUUCAAGCAACCACACAACGUGAUUCAACCGGUCGGUACAUAGUACGAUUACCAUUCAACAGUAGAAAGGUUGAACUAGGCAAUUCUUACAAAACGGCAUUAAACCGUUUUUAUUCUUUAGAGCGACGACUUCAAGGCAACCUCGAUUUACGAAGUGCUUAUACCGAAUUCCUAAACGAGUACGAAUCUUCGGGACACAUGUCCGAAAUAACAGAUCAGGCAUGUAACGAUGAAGGAUGUUAUCUGUCACAUCAUCCAGUAAUAAAAACAAGUAGUCUCACAACUAAAUUACGUGUAGAAUUUGACGCGUCCGCGAAGACAAGUACCGGGAUAUCGCUCAACGACACACUUAUGGUAGGUCCAACAAUUCAGGAAGAUAUUUUCUCCUUAAUUAUCCGAUUCCGAUCUCAUGCAUAUGUCCUGACGGCCGACAUAGAGAAGAUGUUUAGACAAAUAAGAUUAGACCCACAGGACGCGGUUUAUCAGAAAAUACUGUGGCGUAAAGAUCCGAAGGAGUCAGUCAGGACAUACCGUCUUAACACAGUAACGUAUGGUACAGCCUCUGCCCCGUUUUUUGCAAUACGUAGCCUCCAUCAAUUAGCAGCUGACGAAGUUGGCAAUUACCCUCUCGCAGCCCAGGUUAUAAAAACCGAUUUCUAUGUCGACGAUCUUUUAACUGGUGCUCAAACAUUAGAAGAAGCGAUGACGCUUAGAGAUCAGUUAAUCAAGCUUUUAAAAUUGGGGGGAUUUAAUUUACGGCAAUGGGCGUCAAAUGAAACGGCUCUGCUUCGAGGAAUUAAUGAUCGAUCCUCCAAGGAACACUUGUGUCUAGAUACGGAUACGGUAAAAAAGAUGUUAGGCAUUUAUUGGCACCCUCGUGAAGAUACAAUUGGUUACAAGGUGGUCGUUGAUAACGACAAGUUUCUGCCGACUAAACGCGCAAUCCUUUCAAAGAUUGCUCAACUUUUUGAUCCUUUAGGACUCCUCGGUCCAGUAGUCAUCAAAGCAAAAUUGAUAAUGCAGGAGUUAUGGAAGUGUGGAAUAGGAUGGGAUGAUACAGUCCCCUUAGAGAUACAAAACGCUUGGAACAGUUAUCAACAACAGCUUCUAUUAUUAAAUAAUUACUCGAUAGAACGCGAAAUUCUAACAAAAUUGCCAGAGGAAUUACAAUUACAUGGGUUUUGCGAUGCAAGCGAAGUAGCAUACGGAGCUUGCAUUUAUAUCAGAUCUGUAGAUUAUAAGAAUAAUGUGAAAAUUAAGCUUGUAGCAGCAAAAUCGAGAGUUGCUCCGCUGAAAACAAUAACAAUAUCGCGAUUAGAAUUGUGUGCGGCAGAAUCGCUUAGCAAUCUUUAUCAUGUAGUGGUAAAUGCACUGAGAUACCCCAUCCAGUCGGUACACCUUUGGUCGGAUUCUACGAUAGCACUGCACUGGAUUAAAACUCCCCCACAUACCCUAAAAACUUUCGUCGCGAAUCGCGUAGCACGAAUCCAAGAGCGUACAGAUCCUCAAAACUGGAAUCACGUCAAUUCAACCGAUAACCCAGCCGAUUGUAUCUCUCGCGGUCAAUUACCCAUUGAGUUUUUGUCAAACCAAUUAUGGUUGAAGGGGCCUACUUGGCUUUCUAAUCCACCUUUACAAUGGCCGUCGUCAGCCUUACCUGAAAUUGAUAUCCCGGAGAGCCGAAAUACGGUUGCACUAAUUACCAGUGUGACUUCGAACUUCUUCGAACGGUUCUCAUCAUGGACCACUCUUCAACGAGUGAUCGCGUAUUGUAUUCGUUUCUGUAAAAAUGCCUCACGUUCUGAAUCCAAUAAAGGACUCCUCACGACCGCCGAAUUGCGAAGAGCACGCAAUAUCAUUUUAAAAACCGUUCAGAGUCGUUAUUUUACAAGGGAAUAUACAAAAUUGAUACAGAGUGACUCUGUUUCCAAGGAAAGCAAAAUUCUUGCCUUAAGUCCGUUCAUUGACAAUGACGGACUCAUCCGUGUGGGUGGCCGUUUGCAAAAUUCUAACCUUCGCUAUUCGCAGAAACAUCCUAUUUUACUACCACGAUCAGACCAUAUUACCAAAUUAAUUAUUGAACAUCAGCAUCGCAGCCAGUUGCACGCAGGUAUCUUAGGAACGUUAAACGCGGUCAGACUACAAUAUUGA